UAGUUCAUUUUACUUUUCGAAAUUCAACAGAACACAACUCGGAAUACAAAUUUUUAGUAGUAAUCAGAAGCAGCAAAAUAAGUUUGAAAAAACCGUGAAUAAAUUCCCGCAAACUGGUUAUACACUAGAAAGAUAAUUCAUCAUGCAACGAUCAUCGACUCCGAUCCUGUAUUGUUUCUGCAUGCGUCCAUAUCUGCAGCAGAUUGUGAAGACACUCCAUGGCGAUCAGAUGCGAAGAGCGGCCUCAUCGAAGGGGGGCAGCAGCAAGGGCGACAACCCUCUUGGCAAAAGAAUGACAUCGAUGCGGUCAUCACAAUCACAAUCACGAUCACGACCAUCACCAUCAUCAUCAUCGGCAUCGAUGGGCAGCAUUAGCAGUGCUUUGAGCAGCAAAGACAACGGCCUCAGUUUCAAGACAUUGUCAUCCGGACGCUUGAGCGACGAACAAAUCUUUUUCCAGUCUCGCUCGCGCAAAGAUUUACAGGCACGAAUCACGCGGGAAGAGAACAUGUGGCGGGAUCCAAAUCAAAUGGACACCAAGUGGCUCAAUCCGCGUGAUCCUACACGCUACAAACCAAAUUUCAAGAAUACUGAGCCGGAUUCUUUGCGGAAGCAGUUCAUGCGAAGUCCCGACGAACGCUCCCGUGAUGUGAUGAGCCGUGACUGGGAGAAUGCUGUCAAGGCUUAUCGUGAUAAUCAGCGGCAAAGUAUGUAUGCUCAAUCAACCGCCUCGAAGACCUCUGUGAAGGGAGCAGCUGGUGGUAAAAAAACUCAGCGAAGGACAGACAAAUUACAGGAUCGCAGAAAUUUUACCAAGAAAGAGUAGUAACUAGUUUGAUUCAACUAAAAUUCUUAAGUAAUCGUAUCUGACAAACUACAAAAACGACGAACAACAACAACAACAACAACAACAAUAGAAGAAAUAACACAGCUCAAGACAAGAAAUUCUUAAAAUUAGAUGUUCCCCCCCCUCUUGAAGUAAGUCUUUUUUUUUUCCUGGCGCAUUUCUAUGCUAAUCGAAGACACUCCAGAAGGAAGUAACGUGGAGAGAAAGGCAUAAAGAGGCAAAUUGCUUAUGAAAUGUGUAUAAUUUAGCAUACAUUUAUGCACUUGGACUACCCUGCUAACUUCCCACCAUCCCACCGUUCCACCUUUCCAUCUUCCACAAUAAACCGAAGUGCCAUUAAAUGCUCAUUUUUUUGUGGCACGGCAAGGGAUGCUGCUAAUCACACAGGGAGACCAAAAUCCAUGGGACCCUACAAGAUACAAGAAUGCUGGAGAAGAAACCGGAAACUGACAUGGAUGAGAAGGAGAAGAAGGAGAAGGAUGAGCUCGCUUCGAUCCCCUCGAUAAUCAACAAAUAAGGCCAUUACACACACAUAUCUAUAGAUAUAGAUUUGCACACACUCGUACAUAUACACGGACUUGAUAGGAUAUCCCAUAAUUCGAUAACAUUUCUAUAUAUUACAUAAACUUUCUGAAGAUAGUUGCACUUUAGAUCACACUUUAUACCCUUUCCCUUAAAGGAUUUGCGCGCGCGUACACACACACACACGCACAAGGGUUACCACAAGUAGUUCGCAAGCAAUAUCACAUUAACUUAACGAUCGUCUCAAUAUUCAAACAUAUAUAUAUAUAUAUAUAUAUAUAUAUUUAUUAGGUGGAUGUAUGUAAACUGAAACGCAUCAUUAUAUAUAUUUGUUAACAUUAUUCUUUUUUUUCCUGAGUGAAUAUAACUUAUAAAGAUUAUUCAAAAAAUGUUCAAAUA
Molecule: messenger RNA, 1768 nt
Organism: Drosophila willistoni
Lineage: Eukaryota; Metazoa; Arthropoda; Insecta; Diptera; Drosophilidae
Exons: 2
Coding region: 143-826 (227 amino acids)
Source: RefSeq, a predicted model, not a curated record